Molecule: messenger RNA, 1191 nt
Organism: Daldinia childiae
Lineage: Eukaryota; Fungi; Ascomycota; Sordariomycetes; Xylariales; Hypoxylaceae
Exons: 1
Coding region: 1-1191 (396 amino acids)
Source: RefSeq, a predicted model, not a curated record
AUGUCGUCCAGAGUUAUCGCAAAGAUUUCUCCUUUAGAUCUUCAAGGUCUCGAUGCUCCUCCUACUGCAUCAAUCACCGAUGUCAAAUACCUAUCUUCCUAUAAUUGGAUUGAAUCACCCAAACCCACCAUAGCUGUUCCUGGUAGCCCAGCACUUUGGACUGCCCCAAAGGUUCCUCAGAGGCUAAAUAAGGACACCGGCCUUAUUUAUAUUGCCCAAAAUGCGGCUCGUCACCCCGACAGUCCUCUUGAACCCCUAUUCCGUGCUAUUUAUAUAACGGACCCAUCCUUUGAUAUCCAAUCGGUUGACGUCGUGACUGAUCGAAACAAUAUCCGCAAACUUCUUACUUUUAUCGAUCCUACUGCUUCGAGAAACGGGCUCGAGGAGUUCACUAUUAACAUCGAGGUUAACAAGAAUACUGCGAUAUUCAGCCGCGAUGAAACCGCCACUCAUGAGUUCAUCGGCCCCAAUGAGUUUAGGGGCUUCGGACACGAAUUUGAAAAGGCCUGUACAACUAACAAGAUCGUUGGUAGUACUGGACACCAUAGAAUCAUCUCGUACCGCUUUGGUGGAUUGAGCAUCAUCGUCCGCCAUGAGACAGAUGGAUAUGUGGAUACCAAGACGGGCCCGUCGUCGUCUUCUACUAAUAAAGCACAAUCACCAGUUGACCUGACAAGCGUAUUCGAAUCACUCUCUCUGUCGCCGACGAACAACAAUGCUGGGACUACUAGUAAGGGAUCGAAGCUAGUUGUCCAACAAGAUGGCCAAGCAGUCCCUCUCAACUCCACUCUUGAAAUCAAAACUCGUGUAUCCCACAAGCCCCUCGAGAUUCGAGAGAUCGCGCCACAACUCUGGGUGUCACAGACCCCUAGGCUGGUACGAGCUUAUCAUCAGCGUGGGGUGUUCCAGGUUCCAACGGUAGAAGAUGUUACUGCUCAGAUCAAGAGAUGGGAACAGGAUAACCAAAGACAUUUGAGAAAAUUGGCUGCAUUGAUCCGCAAAAUCGUCCAAGUCGUAAAGGAUUGCAACGAGAGUGUGACGCUGAGGUAUGACGCAAGGGAGCGGAAAUUGAUUCUGUCGAAACUCUCGACCCCGAAGAAGAUGCUCCCCCAGGACUUGUAUUCAAAGUGGGAUGUAAGUAGUGAUACCAAGACGGGGGCUGACACAGACGCUACCAAAGGGAAAGCCUAG